AUGGAUAUUGACGAACAAAUUAUUCAAGAUUAUACCAACUCUAAAUUAGAUGUUGUUCAAAUUGAUGGUUUAGUAGUUUUAAAAAUUAUUAAACAAUGUAAAGAGUACCUUCCAGAAUUAGUACCAGGUCAAUUAUUAGGUUUAGAUAUUGGUACCAGUUUAGAAGUUUCAAAUUGUUUCCCAUUCCCACCACGUGAUCAAGAAGAUGAAAAUAGUGAAUCAAUCGCAGAAUAUCAAUUAGAAAUGAUGAGAUUAUUACGUGAAGUUAAUAUCGAUAGUAACACUGUUGGUUGGUAUACCCCAACUUAUCUCAACUCUUUCUUUAAUGAAUCAGUCAUCGAAACUCAAUAUAACUAUCAAGCUACUAUUAAUCAAAAAUGUGUUGUUAUUGUUUAUGAUCCAAUUAAAACUUCACAAGGUACCCUUUCAUUAAAAUAUAACCUUUCAUCAAGUUUCGAUAGAUUAAACAUCAGCAACAAUAUUUAUUUAGAAAAAGUCGUUGAAGGUAUGACCGAUAGUUUAGAAUCUCUCAACCAAGAACUCAAUAAAGUUUACACCUAUCAAAGAAAUAUUCAAACUCAAAAAACAAACUAUAUCCAACAAAAAUUCUUAGAAGGUCAAAAAGUAGAUGAAGACGAAUUAGCUUCAAUGAUCAAACCACUCAAUCCACCAUCAAAACUUACUUCACUCCUUCUCACCAACCAAAUUAAUAACUACACCGAUCAAAUCCAUUCAUUCAGUGGAAACAGUCUCACCAAAUUAUCUUUAUUAAAAGAGUUACAAAAAUAA
Molecule: messenger RNA, 789 nt
Organism: Dictyostelium purpureum
Lineage: Eukaryota; Evosea; Eumycetozoa; Dictyosteliales; Dictyosteliaceae
Exons: 2
Coding region: 1-789 (262 amino acids)
Cellular component (GO): eukaryotic translation initiation factor 3 complex; eukaryotic 43S preinitiation complex; cytoplasm
Molecular function (GO): metallopeptidase activity; protein binding; translation initiation factor activity
Source: RefSeq, a predicted model, not a curated record